CUCCAACAUCACUCCAUCACUCACUCGAAACCCUAACCCUAACCGCUGCUCUCUCUCUCUCUCUCUGAGAUCUCCAAUGGCGGCGACGAACAUCGGAAUGAUGGACGGAGCCUACUUCGUCGGCCGGAACGAGAUCCUCGCCUGGAUCAACUCCACUCUCCAUCUCAAUCUCUCCAAAGUCGAAGAGGCUGCGUCGGGUGCGGUCCACUGCCAGCUCAUGGACGCGGUUCACACGGGGAUGGUGCCGAUGCACAAGGUGAAUUUCGAUGCGAAGAACGAGUACGAGAUGAUCCAGAACUACAAGGUUCUUCAGGAUGUUUUCAACAAGCUCAAGAUUAAAAAGCAUAUUGAGGUGAACAAGCUGAUCAAAGGAAGACCCCUUGAUAAUUUAGAAUUCAUGCAAUGGAUGAAGAGGUACUGUGAUUCAGUCAAUGGUGGUGUUUUGGGCAGCUACAAUGCCUUGGAAAGAAGAGAAUCUUGUAAAGGAGGAAAGGAGGUUCAUAAAAAACCAGUUUCUUCUCAAGUUUCAUCAAGGUCUUCAUCUGCUGGUGCAAAAGCGCAAUCCUCUCACACUGCCCGAAAAAUUGAGGGAAAUGCUACCAAUGCCUCAGUUCAUAGGACCACAAAGUCCUCUUCUACAUUAGAAGGGCAAGCUUACGAUGAACAGAUAACUGAACUGAAGCUUUUUGUGGAUAGCCUUGAGAAAGAAAGGGACUUCUACUUUGCUAAACUGCGAGACAUUGAAGUGUUGUGCCAGAAACCUGAGUUAGAACAGCUACCUGUCGUAGGUGCAAUCCAGAGAAUACUCUACGCUGCUGAAGACAACCCUUCAGUAAUCGCAGAAGCACAAGCCAUGAUAUCCCAACAACAGAACCAGCAGCCUUCUAUUCUGAGUCCCAUUGCUGAGGCAGUAGAAGAGAAACCCAAGCAAGAAACAACACAAAAGAGGAAAGACAUUAGUAACUUUGACUUGGACACGAUUGCAAGUUCAAAGUCCACACCGAGGCAAAAGCUUUCUGAUAUCUCAAAUUUGGUGGAUGAUAGUCCUCUUGUGAAUUUCUGAAACUUUUACUGGUAUGAUUAAAAAUACAAAGUUGGUAUUAAUAUUAUGCAGUUCUGAUUGCAAGAUUUUUAGUAUUGAUUUCAGGGUUUUGAUGAUAUUCCGUAUCAUUCUACAGCCUCAAGGCCUGCUUUCAUGGGUGAGAAUUCUUUUCUCAUAUAAUCUUGGAUUCUAUGUAUCUUACAUUUUUAGGCUUGAUGCGUGCAUCUUGGUGAUGUAUUGGUGUCAUUUUUUAAAAGCAUUUGCUGUUAAAUUUCCCAGAGUAUUGACCCUCCAUGCUCUGAGGAGGGUGCAAGUGCUACGUUUCUAACAACUGUAGCUUUGUGUGAGUUGACGUUUACACAUCUUUGUAUUGUGCUAGUUUGCUGUCAACGUUGAAAAUUCUUAUGCUAAAAAAAAAGAAGAAAGCUGGUGUUUGUCUUGUUCA
Asparagus officinalis (garden asparagus) is the source of this 1487-nucleotide messenger RNA. Its product is annotated as microtubule-associated protein RP/EB family member 1C-like. The record is from RefSeq and is a predicted model, not a curated record. Gene Ontology annotation, cellular component: microtubule organizing center; microtubule plus-end; cytoplasmic microtubule. Gene Ontology annotation, biological process: spindle assembly; protein localization to microtubule plus-end; thigmotropism. Bases 77 to 1063 code for a protein of 328 amino acids. Gene Ontology annotation, molecular function: microtubule plus-end binding. The transcript has 6 exons. Lineage: Eukaryota; Viridiplantae; Streptophyta; Magnoliopsida; Asparagales; Asparagaceae.